UGAGUCUAAAUGGGUCAGAUGCCCUUACUGGCUCAGCAGAUACUCCCCUUCAGAAUCUAGGUAUUGUCCCUGGAGACCUGAUUAAAGUGAUUCCUCCAUCAGCCCUGCUGCCUGUGCUGCUGCUCCACAAAGAGUACCUUCACCCCCAAAACGACAGGCAACAGCGCAGCCUUACACAAGCACUUCGGCAUCUGAUUCAAGGCCCAGCGGGAUGGAGGGGUCUUUCAGGUGGUGCUAGUGGAGAUGGCCCAAGUGCAACGUCUUCAGCCAAGAGUGAACAGCCAGAAAGAAAGGUAGUGGAAACUCCAGUCUCACUCCUCAUUGAAGCCAAGGAUGGCUGUCCCCCUCCCUCGCUUAUGGACCUGUUCUCUAAGUGUUCUCCAACUUCUCCCAGUCAGGCAGUGAACUUGAUGGUUCAUCUAACCAUGUUAGAGUGUGGAUUCUGCUUGGAAGGUAAUGCGGAGGCUCCACCUGGCUGGAAGGAGAUGGUGGCCACCAUCCACUACUCCCACAACACACUGCCAGAGUUCAUGUGCACGCUGGUGCUGGUGACAAUGGGUGAGGUCAAGCAGGUGAUGGCCAGCUUCCAGCAGCAGGAAAGUGAAAUCAGUGUCAAGUUGAUGGUGGGAGAGUAUGUUAAGAAAGGAAAUGACAACAUAGUGAUGCCAGAAAACCUCAUUCGUGUUGCACAGCUUGCACGUACCUUGCGCAACCAGCUGCUCCAUCCUCUGCAGGUUGCAGCACACCAAAUCCUUGGAGUUCCUGCUCCAUGGCACCUGGCUGGUCUGCCACAGGAACUGCUUCUGAUGAUUGGCAAGAAUUUGGAUGCUAAGUCUAUCCUAAGCCUAGGACAGAGCUGCAAGCGCCUGCAUUCAGUGAUGGAAGACAACAAAUUGUGGCAAAAUCUCUAUAAGAGAGAUUUCAGAAACCUGUACGAGAGCAUGGCUGGCCUGAAUGACAUGGACUGGAAGGCCAAGUACAGGGAGGCUGUCGUACGGCACAAGGAGUGGCGCAAUCUGCAGGACAAUCCUGACAUGAAGUUCGAGACUCCUGAGUUCUACCCAUCUCCGUUUGGGCCAGCCUACCCCGGCUACCCAGGUAUGGCGCCCAGAAACCCAGACCCGUAUCCUCCGCAGCCUCCUCAACCGCACCCCAUGCCCAACCCAUUUUAUGACCCUGACAGCCCCUUCUUCAUGGGAGAAAUCCCGCCUGUGCCUGGUGUGUUCCCCAACGUUCCCAAUCCCCUGAACCCCAUGCUACCAAGGGGCCCUAGACCCAACAACCCGUUCGUGCCUCCUUUCAUGCCCACGCGCCAUAGGACACCACGUGGACCAAGGUUUGACUUCUUCUCAUCAGACUUCAUGUAAGAUGUUCUUAUGUUCAUAGACUAAUGUGUGUUUACCAAUGCUUCAUAUAGUGGGAUAUAUUAAU
Molecule: messenger RNA, 1431 nt
Organism: Penaeus vannamei (Pacific white shrimp)
Lineage: Eukaryota; Metazoa; Arthropoda; Malacostraca; Decapoda; Penaeidae
Source: RefSeq, a predicted model, not a curated record